Rhipicephalus sanguineus (brown dog tick) is the source of this 457-nucleotide messenger RNA. RefSeq lists its product as uncharacterized. Bases 17 to 397 code for a protein of 126 amino acids. The record is from RefSeq and is a predicted model, not a curated record. The transcript is spliced from 4 exons. NCBI's taxonomy places the organism in Eukaryota, Metazoa, Arthropoda, Arachnida, Ixodida, Ixodidae.
UGAUGGAUACAGUAUUAUGAAGCCUGGAAACCCUUGUCACGGCAUCGUGUGGGAAGACACUGCUUUGUAUGAUUUUGUAAUUAGCGAUAAGGUACCAAAACUAAGAAAUGUAAGCAGAGAUGAUUUCGGCAUUAAUCAUUCUAUUUGCACCAUGCGCUGCUCUUGUACUAAGCCAGCGCUACGAUCCUCAGUGCCCAGUAAGGGAGCACCCAAUUGGAUGUCAGUUCAUGGGGCGUCUACUUCUGCCCGGCACAAGUCAACUUUGGCGUCUACCUUGCCUAAAAGUAUCGUGCCGAGUAGAUGGAUCUGUUACCAGCAGAGGGUGCCCAAGCACGCCCGGAAGGAACCCUCAUCCCGGAGCUGCUCCCGGACCAGGAGUUUGGCCCCUCUGCUGUGACACAUGCAGCUGAGCUCAGCCAAUAAAAUAAAGAAAAUAAAGACGAAUGUUGAGCCGUGC